AUGCAGCCGCGACUCCUGGAGCUUCCCGACCCCUCGCUGGACGACGCCGUGAAGGCAGCGCUGGCAAUGGAAGCUGCCGCCAAGUGCGCCGGCGAGAUUUCCCAGUACCAGGAAGCCAGCGUGCAUGUGGUGAAAGACGUCCCCAGCCUUCUGACCGAGUUCAAGUCCCUCUUUCAACCAUGGCCUCCCCCACUGCCGUUCGCCCUGAAGGGACGGGCUCACCCAGGAGCUGCAACGGUUACAGCGAGAGAGCAUGCUGUCCUCAAGCGAGACGGCAGUGUCAGGAUCUGCGGGGAUCUCAAGGUUACCAUCAACCCCGUCGCUACCAUCGAGAAGUACCCCCUGCCCCGGAUUGAAGAUCUCUGGGAAAUGGACAACCUCUUCACGGGCAUGAGGCACGUGGCGGUGCACUUGGACGACAUCCUGGUUACUGGCAGCGACGACGGGGACCACCUGCAGAACCUGCACAGCGUCCUGGCACGACUGCAGGACGCCGGCCUCAAGCUCAAGCUGGAAAAGUGCGUUUUUCUAGCCUCCAGCGUUGAGUACUUGGGACAUGUCAUUUCCCAGGCAGGCCUAGCCCCGGCUCCACACAAAGUUGAUGCUGUGCUCAAGGCACCUACGCCCCAGAACAAGGAGAUUCAGAGCUACCUCGGCCUCAUCAACUUCUACAGGAGUUUUCUGCGGAACCUGUCGGAGCAUCUACAGCAGCUCCAUCUUCUGCUUCGAGAUGGUCAGCAAUGGGUCUGGAAGAAGAAGCAGGACUGGGUCUUCCAGCGCAGCAAGGAGCUAAUCACCAAGGUUCCAGUGCUGGUGCACUUUGAUCGUGCUAAGCCUGUCGUCCUUACCGUAGAUGCGUCGCCGUACGGUGUGGGAGCCGUCAUGGCACACCGGGACAAAGGUGGCCAGGAACGCUCUGUCUCGUUUGCUUCUCGACGGCUUCAAGCUGCAGAGCAACGUUACAGCCAGCUGGACAAGGAAGGUUUGGCCCUGAUGUUCGGUGUCGAACGCUUCCACCAGUCACCUGUGGGGCCGGAAGUUCGAGGCGGUCACGGACCACAAGCUGACCUGGGACCUGCUGAUGGCCUGAGCCGCCUGCCCCUGCCAGAGGUGCCUGAUGCUGUUCCAGAAUCUGCUCAAGUGUUCAUGCUGGAGCACGCGUACCCGGAGGUGCUCUCCAGAUCUGUGGUAUCCCAAGUGACUAGCUGGGACCCAGUCCUGUCUCAGGUGGUCAAGGCGGUGUCCCGUGGAGAGGAAUUGGCGCAGCAGGCCUAUAGUCACAAGGCCGCUGAGCUGAGCCUGCAGCGGGGCUGCCUACUGUGGAAUUCUAGGGUGGUGAUCCCACAAGGUCUCCUGUCCAGGGUCCUGUAG
This is a messenger RNA of Dermacentor albipictus, 1371 nucleotides long. The record is from RefSeq and is a predicted model, not a curated record. NCBI's taxonomy places the organism in Eukaryota, Metazoa, Arthropoda, Arachnida, Ixodida, Ixodidae.